AUGUUCCGAGCGGUGGUGGACUACAAAGCGAACGCUACGCCAAAGUGUCAAUCGCUGAUAAUCAAAACGCUGCCGGAGUUGGAGGGCCAAAAAAAGGAUUUGCUGAGUCAAUCGUUUAUUUUCGAAACGGAGAUCGGCAUGUACACCGAGGUGCUGCCCAGGUUUGAAGAAAAUUUGCGCAAGGCCGGUGACAAAACAACGCUCAAACCGCCCUGGCUUUAUUACUCGCUGAGUCCGCAUAAAGUGCUUGUGCUUGAUGAUAUUGUGCCCAAAGGCUUUGAGCUAAUACGAGAUCGUGCAAUGACAAUGGAAGAAGCGAAAGCUGCUUACGAGCGACUUGCUAAAUGGCAUGCGGUCAGCUUCAAAAUAAUUAAACAGGAACUGCAUUUUUUCGACAGAUAUCAGCAUGGUCUAUUCACUAUGCCCAAUCUACUGAACGAAGGUCUGAUGACAGACGGCAUAAAAUUCUUUAUUGAAAUGCUCAAGAAGAAGGCAACGUUGCAUCAAUUUGUGCCACACUUCGAAGCUCUGAGACCCGUUAUACUGCAGAGGUGCUUGGACACAUUUAGGGAAUUUCGAGAGACACCGCGAGCGGAUGCCUACUAUGUGCUUUGCCACGGUGACUUCACCAUCAAAAACAUGAUGUUCAAGCACAACUCGGCUGAUGGGAGCUUGGUGGAUGUGCAACUUUUGGACUUUCAGCUUUCAUAUGUUGGCUCAAUCGCAAGCGAUUUGAUUUAUUCGAUGGUACAGCUGCUCGACGAGCACUUGAGAAAACAGUUUCCGAUAUUGGUUGAGUACUAUUUUAAUAUUUUUAUUGAGACUUUAUUGAAACUCAAAUAUAAGGGUGCACUGCCAAAAUUGGAAAAGCUGCGGGAACAGUUAGUGUGGCACAAGCAUUUCG
This is a messenger RNA of Rhagoletis pomonella (apple maggot), 904 nucleotides long. RefSeq lists its product as uncharacterized. The record is from RefSeq and is a predicted model, not a curated record. Lineage: Eukaryota; Metazoa; Arthropoda; Insecta; Diptera; Tephritidae. The transcript has 3 exons. The annotation marks the transcript as partial.